UGGUCUUAGUGGGCAGGUGUAAGCAUUGUAGUGGGUAGGGGAUUAAUGAGAAGGAAAAAAAAACGAUCAUCGUUUUUGGUUUCAUUCCUCUGGCUCUCUCUCUCUAUCGUUCGUAUUCUGUUUCCAAUCGAGAGAGAUAGUAAAAGAUCGAUCGAGAAUUCGAGAUGGAUAAUAAGAAGAAGAAAGUGUGGUUUUGGCCGGAGAAACAAGGCGGCGGAGUUUCGAUCAAGGAGGCGGAGGAUAUAGCGGCGGAGCAUGUUUUGACGGAAGAGACGAUAAGUCAUUACAGUUUUAGCAAAGGUCUUCUUCCGCCUCUCGGUGUUAAUUCUGGCUCUACGCGUCACGUUAAGCUCCGCUUCUUCAUCGUCUCUCCCUUCGAUCCUCGCUACAGGGCAUGGGAUUGGUUUCUAGUGCUUUUGGUGGUCUACACAGCAUGGGCUUCUCCUUUUGAGUUUGGCUACCUACAAACGCCAAGAGCACCUCUCAGUAUUAUAGAUAACGUUGUCAAUGGAUUUUUCGCGAUUGACAUCGUUUUGACAUUCUUUGUUGCCUUCUUGGACAAGGCAACCAUUCAAGGAUAUGGCAUUUUCAGUAUGCUGCGUCUGUGGAGUCUUCGCAGGGCCAGUAAUUGUUUUGCUAGAUUGGAGAAGGAUCAGAAAUACAACUACUUUUGGGUUCGAUGCACAAAGCUUCUCCUGACACGAAUUCAUACAAGAAGAAGAACAAGCGGAGGCCACACAAAACACAACGCUGCGGGAAAAUCAAUAUUGAAGAUGGGAGGGAAAAUCAAUAUUGAAGAUGGGUUUCAUCAUCAGAAUAACCAACACCGUCAGUUUGAGAUGGCAGUGGAAGAAGAGAAAUGUGGUGGGGGGGGAGGGGGAGAAGAAGAUGAUGAUGAUGAUCACCGGUUUGUGGUGGAGAGAGAUGGAAGUUUAACGAUGGAGGAAGAUAAAACGACGUCGGUUAGUGGGAGUGAAGAGUCGAGAACAAGUGCAAGAGAUGAAGCAGAGAGAGUGUGGUUAGAGUUGUAUCAAAUUGGUCAUCUUGGAUUUGGUAAAGUAUCUUUCACUGGGAUUUAAUAAUGUGAAAUUUGAUAGUAGUAUACAUUUUGUAAGAAGUAGACGGUAAAAAAAAUCCCUUUUGAAUUUCAGGCUACAUACAUAACAAUUUACAUUUUGGUAGAGAGUGGUUAAAGUUCGUUGUGUAUAUUUCGACUCUUCAAUGU
Messenger RNA from Brassica oleracea var. oleracea, 1225 nucleotides. RefSeq names its product probable potassium channel AKT5. NCBI's taxonomy places the organism in Eukaryota, Viridiplantae, Streptophyta, Magnoliopsida, Brassicales, Brassicaceae. The transcript is spliced from 4 exons. Gene Ontology annotation, biological process: potassium ion transport; transmembrane transport. The record is from RefSeq and is a predicted model, not a curated record. Gene Ontology annotation, molecular function: voltage-gated potassium channel activity. Gene Ontology annotation, cellular component: membrane. Bases 165 to 1079 code for a protein of 304 amino acids.